AUGGCCGUUAUUGAACUUAUCUUUCCCAAGUUUAAGCCCGAUCAGGGUACAAUCGACGAGAUGGAGCGAGACUGGCCUAUCAUCUUUGACAAAUUGACCAACCCGAACCCGGGACUGCUGUGUGUCUUUCGAGGCUGGAUUCUCACGGAGAAUGGACGUAACGUGAGAGAGGAGAAUAGAGCAUUUCUGCUCUUUGAAUGGAACAAAGUAGAGUCGUUCCAUUCCUUCGUUGCCUCGGACCAAUUUGCCGGUUUCGCUGCGUUGAUUAGGCAUCUAGUAACUGGACCAUCAACGCUACAACUUUGUGAAACAAACCUCAGCCCCAAGGAUGCGGCAACUGCAUCUAGUAUUGAGGUCAUACGCGUGACCGUGCCAAGUGCUGAAAAUGCCAAAGCGGCUCUGGAAAUCUGGGAGAAAAUCUCUCUCAAGGCCAAAGCGAGAUUCGGAGAUAAAGUUGCUAUCACAUACGGCAAGAGUCAGAAUCUUGACGAAGAGGUUAUUGCGGGCAUUAUUGGAUGGUCCAGACCGGAGGACUGUGUUCAAGCCACCGAAGCGGGUGUGCUGGCAGAUUCUUUCCAGUCAUUGAAGGAGUUGGGUGAUCUAUCACAUAUCACUGUUGAACUUGGAGCGAUGGAGCUUCCACCUAUGUAA
Molecule: messenger RNA, 651 nt
Organism: Penicillium brasilianum
Lineage: Eukaryota; Fungi; Ascomycota; Eurotiomycetes; Eurotiales; Aspergillaceae
Source: the annotation of a GenBank genome assembly